UUGUCAGCUGAGAAAUUGACGUUUUCGUUGGCUCCUGACGAGGAGCAGACAGACUCAACUGAAGGGGUUGGGCCCAAAGUGGAGAAAUGGCGAGAAUGGUGGACGAAAGUGGGUGUAGAGAGGAAUUACAAAACCCCGAGCGCCAGGGACCUGAUCGAGGUGCAGCUCGGUGGGGUCCUCAACACGCCGGUGCCCGAGAACUGGCUAAUUUAUAUUCACCAGGCAAAAGAUGCCAAGAGUGGAUUAGUGUCCUCCUCUGCUUCUCUCUCAUGGCCUUCAAUUUCAUUCACCUCCUUGCCAAUUUCCACCUGGGGCAUCUGUGGUAUAUCCUGUUGGCUGUUGUGGCAGGGAUCCUCACUGCGGACUUUGCCUCGGGCCUUGUUCACUGGGGGGCUGACACGUGGGGGUCGGUGGAUCUACCCAUCUUCGGAAAGGCCUUUAUCCGACCCUUCAGGGAGCACCACAUUGAUCCCACAGCCAUCACCCGCCACGACUUCAUUGAGACCAAUGGCGACAACUGCAUGUUAACUAUCGUCCCGCUAGCCAACAUGGCCUUCAACUUCGUCACUCUCUCCCCUGCGGAGAUCUACCAGCUCUACCCGUGGUACUGCUACCUGUUUGCGCUUGGCAUCUUCGUGACCCUCACCAACCAGAUUCACAAGUGGUCCCACACGUACUUUGGCCUGCCUUGCUGGGUGGUGUUCCUCCAGGACUGCCACAUUAUUCUUCCUCGCAAGCACCACCGCAUCCAUCACGUGUCCCCGCACGAGACGUACUUCUGCAUCACUACAGGUUGGCUCAACUACCCCCUGGAGAAGGUGGGCUUCUGGAAGAACCUUGAGGAUCUUAUCCAGGGCGUCACGGGGGAGAAGCCUAGGGCUGAUGAUCUCAAAUGGGCUCAUAAAGUCAAGUAACACCACAGGCUAACUCCGCCCUACCUCAGAAGACCCUCCCCCCCAUCUUGCCUCGCCGUAAUCCAUAAGACAAACUAACAGGUUUUGAUGCCAUAGCUUUAACGCUUGCACAUUUUCCAUUUUUCAAGAGGAUUUUUUUGAUAUUAUUCACAAACUGCAAUAUAUUUUGAUAAAAAUAACUGCUCACUUUAUGAAACGUCUGCACAGAAAGUCAUGUCAAAUACCUUUGGAGGACAUUUUUACUGAGGGCGAAAUCUGGAACACUUCCUGGAUGUUGAUUUGGAUUCUAUUGAGCGCCUCAGAAUCUCAAUGUCUUUAUUUACUCGCACCUAAUUGAAGAUCUUUUUGAUUGUGGAGAGAAACAAGGAAGCUUAACCAACACCCACAGCAAAAGAACAGAUCGAUAAUUCUUGUUACAUUUGGCGACCUUGCACACUUUUGGCUGCACAGCCUAACAUGAUGUCCGACUAAUAUCCAAACCAUUGCCCUUUCCAGGCUUUUUCAAAAAAAACACUUGAAAGCCUUGUACAAGGGUGGCUUUGUCAGUAGUGAAACUUUGACACCUUAAUGACUCUUAAUAACAGCUCAAAAAGUAAAAGGAAAUCAAAGACUUGCGGGUUUAAUGACAAUUCCUUCUUUCCAUUUAAUGCAAUGAAAAUUGCAUUCCGACACAAAAUACAACCCAUUUUUUUUUUAAAGUGCUGACUGGCGACUUGCAAAAUCUAACGAAGCAUCCCAAAGGUGAAUUCUGCUUCUCAAAUGUGUACAUUUGCUUAAAAAAAAGUUUGUGUUAAUAAUAGGUAGAUGUUGUAUUGGAGCGCAUUAUAUAAAAAGUUGUCUAGUAUUUAAAUAGGAGAAUAUUUGUCAUUUAAACAAAAGCCCAGUUCAUUGCCACAGGAAAAAAAACUGAGCAAAAAAAAAGGCAUUAAACUAAAUGUUGCAUUUUUAAACAAAACCUUUUUAAUGGAGGAUGAGCCAAGCUGUUGUUUUGAGUCACAUCCGAUUGUACUUAAUGGCGUGGCUUCGGUGUGUCAGGUUGUCCGCUCUGUCGUCCGGUUUGACUUGUUCUUUUUAUGUUUUCUCAAGCUGCCUUACACACGCCACACAUUGUUUGUAUCUUCGCUCUUUUGCAGAACCUUUUCGCUCAACUCAAGUUGCUCACGGCAGAUCCCAUUUUGUACGAUCGUUUCCAUUCCCACCCGUGGUCUAUUACAGUGGUGCCUUGAGAGACUCGUAUCGCAAAUCAUCUAAAAUGAAUGGAAAGGCCAUUAACCAUGGGAAAAAAAUGGACUUUUUUGAUGAUGAAAAAUAGCAUUGUAUAAUAUUGACCUUUAUCAAAGCAUGCCAACAUUAAAUAGAACCUAAACAGUUUGUGCAUGAUGAUUUCAUAAUGCUGUAAUUCUUGCCCACUAAGGUAUAUGUAUAUAUGCCUGUGCGUGUUUUUCAGCUUUCUCUCAUUUCGACGCACACAUAAAAAAUUUCCAAAUUAAGGCUCAUGUAUCACAGAUCUUGGUCACUUGUAUUUCAAGGCACCCCUGUACCCCUGUGACAUUAAAAGGGCUUCAGUUGCAGAUGCGAUUAUGUCAUCCAAUCACCAGUGGGAAGCUUUUUCAUGUCUUUCGUAAUUUAUUUCGUCAGUGUGUCAUACAGCAAAUGACUAUGCAGCGUAACUUCAUGUCUUAACCCGUUGGAAUUGGAGUCAAAUGCCUUUCUUUUCCUGAAGUGUUUACAGUGAUUUUCGGAAGCUCUACUGCAGACGCCUUUAAAAGUGCAUCAUGAAACAAAACCCUGCAUCUUAUGCUUGAGGAUGUAACACAUGAACUUUGCAGUUUGUUGCGAGCAAUGGAAUGCUUCCCCUUUAAUUUGUAGAACUCAGCCACUGAACAGAGUAGAAUAUCAUCUGUGAUGUGCUCCCCAUGUUGGUCCCAGGUUUGAAGUACCCACAGAAACGAUGUCUUCAUUCCAAGGCGCAUCUUGGUCAAAAGGCUUGAUUGUUGUGGCGCUUCAAAGACACUGACAUCAUUGUAUACAAUGUAUGGAUAUUUUGCUAUUUGAGUCCUUUAUACUUGAUUUUAUUGAAUUUAGGGUGACAGUAGAACCACAUGUUUUCCAAAUGGGGUUUCCCAACCAUUAGCAAGCCGUUUAGAAAAGUCUCACCGAAUCAAAAUGUCGAAAGUUUGCAUACUGAACGAAUGAUCAUCUGGUCUCAACAAAUUGAUAAGUUGCUGUGUUGAAUGGAAAACAAAGUUAUUCUGUUGUUGAUUGGCAGGCAACAGCUUAAUUGUUUGUACCGUCUGCAAUCUAGUUGGAAAUAUUUUGAUUGUACACUGGCUUAGAUAGAUGACCAUAUUUUUCUAAUGAAGAUGCGAGAAACAAAAUGAAGGGAAAUAAGUGAAAUUGGAUCAUUUCCCACAGCACCCAUGAUGAUUACUCAUAGCAGACUAAUGGUUGGGAGUCACUCUAUUCAGAUAUGUCGUCAAUAUAGGGAUUCUAUUUAGGUCUUUGUGAGUGUAUAGAUUUAUGUUCCGGUCAAAUGUAUGCUGCUGCAACCUUGACUUUUCUUCAGUGAGGGUCGGUAGCAAAAAGAACACAAUGUUGAUUCCGUAGUGCUUGUGGAGUAUUGCGGGAAGCACAUUGUGUGUGGUGGAAAAGUCACGCUGGGCAAUGGAUGUUGCUUUUGUUUGGAGAUGUGCCAGUGUUGGGAACACUCGGGUUUAGGGCAAUGUUUUGGUGUUUACAGUCUAUCACUUUUUUUUUUGUCAUGACAUUGGAAGGAUGUUUGAUGUUAAUACGUCGCUACAAAUGUUAGCUAUUUACAACUUGCCACAACUCGUUUGAAUAGAAUUGACUUAAAAAAAUGGAGGCUUAUUUAUUGGCGUAAGGUUAAGUUAGGGUUGAGGCUAAUUCUCAAGAUGUUUCAUAAGAAGGAGUUUUCAAAAUAAAAAGCCGUCACUGCAGAAUCUUUUUGAACUCGUGAAAGGUUCAGUCACUGGAAUUAUUUGACUUGCUUCGUACAAAUGUUGCGCUGCUCGGAUGUUGAAUCGCCUUAUCAGCUCCCUAUUUGAGUUAUUGUAAACCUCUGUCAGUUAAACAGUAAAAGACUUCAUGGACCUUUCUGUGAGGCAAGGCAAGUUUUAGAUAGACAACACAAUAAUAUACCUUGAUGCCUUUUUUGUUAUCUUCCAUUAGGGAGAUGUACAAUGUCUAUAAUGUAUUAAAGUGUUUAUUUAUAUGUACGCUUAAUAAAAGUUCUGUACUUAUA
This is a messenger RNA of Syngnathus acus (greater pipefish), 4176 nucleotides long. It is a transcript of the gene peds1b, whose product is annotated as plasmanylethanolamine desaturase 1. Gene Ontology annotation, molecular function: oxidoreductase activity. The transcript has 6 exons. NCBI's taxonomy places the organism in Eukaryota, Metazoa, Chordata, Actinopteri, Syngnathiformes, Syngnathidae. Bases 87 to 914 code for a protein of 275 amino acids. The record is from RefSeq and is a predicted model, not a curated record.